AUGAGCUCCCCGGAUAAGGUGUCUGUGUGGGGAGCGGGUAUCAGCCCAGAGGGCGAGCAGCGGGGCGGCAUCCGCAGGGCAAGCCCCAGAGGCCUGCGGGGGGCCAGACGAGGCCUUAAUCUGAGGGCGCUUUGCAGCGGGGAGGGCGAGGGUGGGCUUCGUGUCCUGAUGGGCUUCGAGGCCGAGAGGGUAGUGAGGAGAGCAGGAGGGGCCAUGCUGCGGGGCCGAGAAACCCGACCCGGCUCGUCAACCGGUGACAGGAAGAAUGUUCUGGACUACGUGUCCCACUUGGAAGAGGCUGAAGAUUUCGCGGCCAUCGCGCGGACGGUGACCGACCGGGAUGCAUGGCGGGUCAGCAGAAACCCGUCCCCAGAGACCUGCGAUGCUCAGCCCUGGACAGAAGACCUGGCCGAGCUGCAUUCCGACUCCGAGUCAUUAUCGGAUGAGGUCACUGAGAUGCAGAUGAUGAGGGUGAGCAUUUACCGCAAAGCGGCAAGCCAAGCACAGCCCCGCUGCCCCGAGGAUGCCGGAGAUGCACCCAGACGUUCGAAUCCCCACAUCAGGGAGGACCUCCUUCACGUGCCAGGCUCUUUCCUGGGGGCCUCUACUCGGGGAUUCCCUUCAGCUACAGAAAGGCAGCCUGUUGGAGAAGAGCUUGAGAGCUCUUCACUCAAGAAAAUGCCAGGUGUGGUCUGGGGCAAGAGAGGGGGCAGGCCCACCUACUCAGGUGUUGCUGCUACUGCUUCAGGUGGCUUGCCCCGGGCCACUCCUAGAGGGAAGGUGCCCCAGGAGAAGAAAUCCCUGGGUUGUGUCUCACAAGUUGUCCUGGGGACAAAGCCCCCGGCCUUGCCAUCAUGGGGGCAGAGAGUCUCUGGAGGCCUUCCAGACCCAUCCACCUUACCUCCAAUCUCUGGUAUUCCACUGCUGGGGAAAGCCAAGAGAGACUCCUCGGUCCCUUUGGGACCCUGGCAGCCAAAACACAAUACUGGGAAGAAACCUGUGUCGAGCAGGACAAGGGAGUUGGAGCCAGUGGUCGAAGAGAACGACCCAAACAGAGAUCCAGUCCCAAAGGGCCAGCUUCUAUCAAGCAGGCCAGCGCUGUCUUGCCUGUCCGUGUAUCGUGGAGAAGGCAGCAGUGGAGAACCUAGCACCAGGGCUCCCCAGGUUCCAGGAAACUCACAGCCCUUGGCAUUGAACCAGGGAGCUGUCAGGCCCAGGGAGCCUGCACCCUCAGAUGACCAGGGGGCACCUGCCAGUCCUGCAAGACAGGAAAGGCAGCCGCAAACACCUGGAGAACAGGGCUGCCCUCAGUGUGUCCUGCUACAGAGAGAAAUAGACAGCCUUAAAAGUGAAGUUGCCCGCCUUAAAGAUGAACUUGGUAUGCGCAACCUCGCGGCCCUGCAGAGCCUCAGAGACAAGUUCCAGGCCCUUUGA
Messenger RNA from Orycteropus afer afer, 1434 nucleotides. The record is from RefSeq and is a predicted model, not a curated record. NCBI's taxonomy places the organism in Eukaryota, Metazoa, Chordata, Mammalia, Tubulidentata, Orycteropodidae.